UUUCAAGAAGUAAUUUGUUGUUUGUUGGGUUCAUAAAUCUAUGAAUGCUUUCUAAUACUUUCAUCAUUAUCAUUCACCAUUGCUUUGAAUACCAGGUAAAUUCUCUUGGAACUUGGAAAAUAUAUUAUGCCUAUGUACUAAUUGGUAGGAUUUCCAGCUGAAUUGUGUGUUCUCUACGUUGGUUGUGUUCGUAGCACCACAUGAUUCAGCUUAUAGUCCUGCUUACAUUCAUCACUAACUAUUGUAUUCUAUCACAAAGGAGAUUCAGAAGGUGUACCCCCUACAGCAAUACGGGAAAUCAGUUUACUAAAGGGACUCCGACAUUCUUCUAUUGUCGAACUAUUGGAUGUCAUGCAAACAACAGACAAGCUGUACCUUGUAUUUGAAUAUUUAGAUCUAGAUCUGAAACGCUACCUUGAUAACACUGAAAUGCCCUUAGAAGCUGAACUGGUUAGGAGUUAUAUGAAACAACUCAUAGAAGCCCUAGCUUAUUUACACUCACACAGGAUCUUGCACAGAGAUUUGAAGCCCCAAAACCUCCUAGUUGACAAAGAGGGUCACAUCAAAUUGGCAGAUUUCGGAUUAUCACGGUCCUUUUCACUUCCCACAAGAACAUAUACCCAUGAGGUCGUUACCAUGUGGUAUAGGGCCCCUGAACUACUUCUGGGGGCAAAGAUGUAUUGCACCGGUAUCGAUGUUUGGAGCUUAGGAUGUAUUAUGGCAGAAAUGUUGAUGAAAAAAGCCUUGUUUCCUGGUGACUCAGAGAUAGAUCAAUUAUACAAAAUUUUCAAAGUAAUGGGAACCCCAGGUGAAGAAGUAUGGGAAGGAGUUUCUCUGUAUCCAGAUUAUAAACCCACGUUUCCACAAUGGGAAUCAGUUGAUCUAACUAAUAUGAUCAAAUUUCAUACUCAAGAAGAAGAAGAUUUCAUACUGCAUAUGUUGACUUACAACCCUUCAAAACGAAAGACUGCAAAGGAAUUAUUGAAAACAAAUUAUUUAAAGACUGCCAAACUAACAGCUCCAGAAAUGAAUGCAUUUCCUCAUGAUAUUGAUGAGGAUUCCAGUUGGUCGAAUGUGUAAGAUAAAUAGUUUUGUGUUUGGAGAGCUAAGUAUUAUUUUUUCACAACAUUAAACGAAUCAAAACAUAUUCUCUGAAUUUUCCAUUCUGAGCGAUUUUUAAAAGUUAGGUAACUUGAUAGGGAAAAUAUUUUCUUUUAAAGUUGAUAAUUUUUCAAGUGUCAAAGCUAUGCAAUUUUCUAACAAAUAUAAUUAUUUUC
Molecule: messenger RNA, 1277 nt
Organism: Phaedon cochleariae (mustard beetle)
Lineage: Eukaryota; Metazoa; Arthropoda; Insecta; Coleoptera; Chrysomelidae
Source: the annotation of a GenBank genome assembly